CUCAGUGCAGCGCGAGCAUCCUCCACCAAAGACGCGGAGACAACAGAGCCAUUUUGACCGCCUCGCUCUCCCAAACAGCGGCCACCUUCCUUCUCCCCCCCGGUCAUUCAGAGCAGGCCGGUUCGGGCGGAGCGGCCGGGUGUCCUGGUGUUCUGGUCGGCUACGAGGCAAAAAAAUUCGUCGCUGACAUCCUUCUCCCGUCCCGCUUUCAUGAGGAGGAGAGGCUGGUGAGGGAGCCGGAGGAGAGCGGCGGAAGUGGAGGUAUCCACCGGGGCUGGAUGUAAAGCCCUCAGGCUCCAUAGACGCGGUCUGUUCCCGGGAGCUGUUCGGAGAGACCUACAGGCCCCACACGUGGGUACCGGAGAAGGCCCCCCCCCACCCGACGGUGCUGAGAAGAAAACACCAUGGCAGGGGCCUCUGUGAAGGUGGCGGUGCGGGUCCGCCCCUUCAAUUCAAGAGAGACUGACAAAGAAAGCAAAUGCAUCAUCCAGAUGUCUGGAAACACCACCACCAUCAUCAACCCCAAGCAGGCCAAAGACAACAAGAGCUUCAACUUUGAUUACUCCUACUGGUCGCACACAACGCCCGAGGAUGUCAAUUAUGCCUCCCAGAUGCGUGUGUACAAAGACAUCGGCGAGGAAAUGUUGCUUCAUGCCUUCGAAGGAUACAACGUCUGCAUCUUUGCAUACGGCCAGACGGGCGCUGGCAAAUCCUACACCAUGAUGGGAAAGCAGGAUGUCAAGGACCAGCAAGGAAUCAUUCCUCUGCUUUGUGAAGAUCUUUUCACGAAGAUAAGUGACAAUACAGACAACAGCUUGUCCUACUCUGUGGAGGUCAGCUACAUGGAGAUCUACUGUGAACGUGUGCGGGACUUGCUGAACCCCAAGAACAAAGGGAACCUACGCGUUAGAGAACAUCCUCUGAUGGGUCCCUACGUGGAGGACCUGUCCAAACUGGCUGUCACUUCUUACAAUGACAUCCAGGACCUAAUGGACUCUGGCAACAAGGCCAGGACCGUGGCCGCCACCAACAUGAACGAGACCAGCAGUCGCUCCCACGCCGUUUUUAACAUCAUAUUUACGCAGAAACGCUUCGACGCAGAGACGGACAACACCUCUGAAAAGGUCAGCAAAAUAAGCUUGGUGGAUCUAGCUGGCAGUGAGAGGGCCGAUUCUACUGGAGCCAAAGGAACCAGGCUUAAGGAAGGAGCCAACAUCAACAAGUCUUUAACCACACUGGGGAAAGUCAUCUCAGCUUUGGCAGAAGUGGAUUCUGGACCCAAUAAGAAUAAAAAGAAGAAGAAAGUGGAAAGCUUCAUACCAUACAGAGAUUCAGUUUUAACCUGGCUACUCAGAGAGAACUUGGGGGGAAACUCUCGCACCGCGAUGGUUGCUGCUCUGAGUCCAGCUGACAUCAACUACGAUGAAACCCUCAGCACACUCAGGUAUGCUGACCGUGCCAAACAGAUUCGCUGUAACGCUGUCAUCAACGAGGAUCCAAACAACCGACUGGUGCGUGAGCUGAAAGAGGAAGUGUCUCGUCUGAAAGACCUCCUGUUUGCCCAGGGACUAGGCGACAUCAUUGAGACCUAUCGAGCAACUGGCGCUGACAUAGAGGGUUUGAAAUACAUAUCCGAUUACAAGAACAAUAAUGAUAAUGGCCAAGCUGUGAAUCAAAGGGAUGAUCUUUUCACAGUGACCAAUGCCAUGACGGGGAUGAGCCCAUCUCCAUCCCUUUCAGCCUUGUCCAGCCGUGCCGGCUCUAUCGCCAGUCUACAUGACCGCAUCAUGUUCAGCCCAGGCAGUGAGGAGGCCAUUGAGCGGCUGAAGGAAACAGAGAAAAUAAUUGCUGAACUCAAUGAGACCUGGGAAGAGAAGCUUCGUCGGACAGAAGCCAUUAGAAUGGAAAGAGAGGCCCUGCUGGCAGAAAUGGGCGUGGCAAUACGUGAAGAUGGUGGCACGGUUGGAGUGUUCUCUCCUAAGAAGACGCCUCAUUUGGUGAACCUUAAUGAGGAUCCUUUGAUGUCUGAGUGCUUGCUGUACUACAUUAAAGAAGGAAUCACAAGGGUGGGCCGUUUGGAUGCCAGCAGCCGUCAAGACAUCGUCCUCAGCGGUCAUUUCAUCCAGGACGAGCACUGCGCCUUUACAAGAUCUUCUGGUCCUUCAGGAGAAACAGUUGUCCUAGAGCCCUGCGAUGGAGCGGAGAUGUACGUCAAUGGAAAGAGAGUGACAGAGCCCACAGUUCUGAAGUCAGGAAAUCGCAUCAUCCUGGGGAAAAGCCAUGUGUUCCGGUUCAACCACCCUGAGCAGGCCAGGGCUGAAAGGGAAAGGACCCCCUGCACUGAAACCCCUGCUGAGCCUGUUGACUGGGCAUUCGCUCAGAGAGAGCUGUUGGAGAAACAGGGCAUCGACAUGAAACAGGAAAUGGAACAGAGGCUUCAGGAGUUGGAGGAUCAGUAUCGCAAAGAGAGAGAAGAGGUCAACAAUCUGCUGGAGCAGCAAAGACUGGACUAUGAAAGUAAGCUGGAGGCUCUACAGAAGCAGGUGGAUCGUUGUUACCCAGAAGUCCCUGAAGAAGAGGAGGAACCAGAGGAAACAGUUCAAUGGACAGAGAAGGAAAGAGAGCUGGCCGUGUGGAGCUUCCGGAAAUGGAGGGGCUACCAGUUCACCUCACUGCGGGACCAGUUAUGGGGAAAUGCCAUCUUUCUCAAAGAAGCCAAUGCCAUCAGUGUCGAACUCAAGAAGAAGGUCCAGUUCCAGUUUGUGUUGCUCACAGACACUCUCUACUCCCCACUUCCUCCUGACCUGUUGCCCCCAGAGGCCAGUCAAGACAGAGAAAACAGACAGUUUCCUCGUACGAUUGUGGCUGUGGAAGUACAGGAUCAAAAGAAUGGAGCAACUCACUUCUGGACUUUAGAGAAAUUAAGGCAAAGGCUUGACCUGAUGCGAGAGAUGUACGACCGUGCUGCUGAUGUGCCCAACAAUACCACCGAGGAAGGUGAAAGUGUCAUGACAAGAGGCGACCCUUUUUACGAUCGCUUCCCUUGGUUCCGCCUGGUCGGCAGAAAUCCCAUUUUCAACACAUGCAUGAGCGAGCGCAUGAGUGACCCUACCCCAUCCCCGACCCUUUCCACCUCUGAAAUUACUGAGCUGGCUGACUCGCAGAGGGAGGGUCGAGGGGAGGAGGAGGAGUUGGAGGAGUUGGAGGACCUGGAUGAUGAUAUCUUUUUGGACGACCCGUGCUUGGAGCUCGGGGCAGAGGAUGAUGAUGAUGAUGAUGAUGAGGAGGAUGAUGAUGUUGGAGAGCUCUGCCAAGGCUCCAGCGAAGGCCAGGAUCCCUUUUACGACCGCUCUCCAUUAUUCAGUAUAGUGGGAAGGGCAUUUGUUUAUCUGAGCAACCUGCUAUACCCGGUUCCCCUCGUGCACCGCGUGGCCAUUGUCAAUGAGAAAGGGUGGGUGAAGGGCUUCCUGCGCGUGGCCGUUCAGGCCAUAUCAGGUGCUUUGUGUUUCCCUCCAGCUGACGAGGAAGCUCCCGACUAUGGCUCAGGUGUGAGACAGUCAGGCACUGCCAAAAUCUCAUUUGAGGAUCAGCAGUACGAGAAGUUCCAGUCAGAGUCCUGCUCUGUUGGAGUCGGACUGUCCCGCACAGGGAUUUCUCAGGAGGAGCUUCGCAUUGUGGAGGGACAGGGCCAAAAUGCCGAAAUGUGCCCGUCGGCAGAUGAGGUCAACAACAACACAUGUGCGGCUGGUGGAGACGAGCUGGAGAUCCCAGCCAAGGCCGGUCCUGAUGCCGCUUUAGACGCAACGUUGGAGCACCUGAAGGUCGGAAACAUUUUUACCUUCAGGGUGACUGUCCUGCAGGCCUCCAGCAUUUCUGCAGAAUAUGCAGACAUUUUCUGUCAGUUCAAUUUCAUUCACCGGCAUGACGAGGCCUUCUCUACUGAGCCGCUGAAAAACACCGGCCGGGGCCCUCCUCUUGGCUUCUACCACGUGCAGAACAUUGCUGUCGAAGUCACCAAGUCCUUUGUGGACUACAUCAAGACUCAGCCAAUCGUCUUUGAGGUGUUUGGACAUUACCAGAAACAACCUUUCCUUCCUCUUUGUAAAGAUGUCAUCAGCCCACUGCGCCCAUGCAAAAGGCAGUUUCCACAAGUGAUGCCUCUUUCCAAACCAGUGCCUGCCACCAAGCUGAAGGCCAUGUCCCGUCCUCAGGCCGGCCCCUGCCACUGUAAAUAUGAUCUGAUGGUAUUCUUUGAGAUCUGCGAGCUUGAGGCCAAUGGAGAUUACAUCCCUGCAGUUGUAGACCACAGAGGAGGCUUGCCUUGCCAGGGUACAUUCCUACUGCAUCAGGGCCUCCAGAGGAGAAUUGCCGUCACCAUCGUGCACGAGUCAGCUGGAGACAUAGGGUGGAGCGACGUCCGCGAGCUUGUUGUCGGGCGUUUACGCAGCACCCUCGAAGCUGACGAGACCAUCAUCGACCCAAACAUCCUCUCCCUUAACAUCUUGUCUGCUGGGUAUGUCAAGCCCUUGCAGGAUGACAGACAGUUUCUUGAUUCGGACAUGCCUAGCAUUUCCUUGGGAGUUGACCAUAGGACCUUCUACCGCUUUGAGGCUGCCUGGGAUAGCUCAAUGCACAACUCUCUGCUUCUAAACCGGGUUACGCCGUACGGAGAGAAGAUAUACAUGACCCUCUCGGCCUACUUGGAGAUGGAGAACUGCUCGCAGCCUGCAGUCAUUACCAAAGAUAUCUGUAUGGUGUUUUACUCUCGAGACACAAAGCUCUCGGCCUCUCGUUCAAUCCGCAACCUUUUUGGUACAGGAAGCCUUAGAGCAGCAGAUGGAAACCGAGUAACUGGAGUUUACGAGGCCAGCUUAUGCCACCUUGCAGAUGCUGGAAGUCCAGGAAUGCAGAGGAGACGCAGGCGAGUGCUGGACACCUCUGUGGCCUACGUCCGUGGAGAGGAGAACUUGGCCGGCUGGAGGCCGCGGAGCGACAGCCUCAUUCUGGAGCACCAGUGGGAGCUGGAGAAACUCAGUCUCCUCCAAGAUGUGGAGAAGACCAAACAUUUCCUGCUGCUGAAGGAGAAACUGGAGUCCACCCUGCUUGCGGGCCAGGAGUCCCUUCAGGCCUGCGUCCCUGAAGACCUCAGUGAGUCGACUGAAGCGGCCGAGGCAGAUCAGGAGGUGACCGCCUCUGAGAUAACCACCGAGAGGCAGAGGGAGCUCGCUGCCAAGUGUUUGCGGCUGCUCACUCACUCGUUUAACCGAGAAUACGGCCAUGUGUGUGUCAGCGCCAGUGAAAGCAAGAUCUCUGAGAUGUCUGUCACUUUGCCUGGGGACUCCCCUUCCAUAUCUGCUCUAAACACUAUCGCACCCUCGUCAACAUGUCCCUCCCUGGUUGAGGGUUGCGCUAACAACACCGAGCUAAAACCCCCUGCACCUCGCUCUCGCGCUGUCAGCCCCAGUGCUGAGACACAGCAGGACGCCUCGGACAAAAAGCCCAUGAACGGAGGCUCUGACGUCAAACCUCGGAUUCGAAAAUAUAUGCCUGAAAUACAGGAGAUUAGAGUGAGCCCAAUCGUAUCAAAGAAGGGCUACAUCAAUUUCUUGGAGCCUCUCACCAACGGAUGGGUGAAGCGCUACGUAGUUGUGCGCCGGCCGUAUGUUUACAUCUAUAACUCAGAGCGGGACACGGUGGAGAGGGCGAUUCUGAACCUGUCCUCUGCUCAGGUGGAGUACAGCGAGGACCAGCAGGCAAUGCUGAAGACUCCGAAUACGUUUGCCGUGUGUACAGAACAUCGUGGGAUAUUACUUCAGGCCACUAAUGACAAAGAAAUGCAUGACUGGUUAUAUGCAUUCAACCCUCUUCUUGCUGGAACUAUCAGGUCAAAACUGUCCAGAAGACGAGCGGGACAGAUGAGGAUUUGAGACGAAGAUAAAUGCAGAGACUACAAUGUACAUACAUCCCUGUUCUUAUCGUUCCCAUUGUGCUGAGCCUCGUUUCUACCAUCACCGUCACCUCUCUGCUUUCUGGAGUCAUCGUUAGCGUCUGUUUUCUGUCAGGCCUUAGCCACGUGUGCAUUUUUCAUUGUGAAGAAACAAAAAAAAAGUCUGUCACCGUACUGUACCGGCUUUAACUCAGAACUGGACUACUGGAGAAAACGAAGGGAGCGGCAACGGAUUUCUCACGCCACCUUACGUUUGUAUCGUAAAUGUGCCGUAGUGACACAUCUAAGCGUACACUUUUAUUACUUUAAAAACAAUACAGUGACAUGCAUUUUUAAAUAACGCCGCCGUGCUACUAGCUGAGAUCACGUCGCUACAUUUGCAUCAGUAAAUAGAAAGCCAUGUAGGUUCUUCUCUGCUUUACUGCUAAAUAUAAAGUGUUUCAACUGGUUUAACCUUAACAUUCAGUCAGAGAAUACAAGCUGAAAUAAUAUUAAUAAUGAUAAGAAAAAAAAACAGAGCAGAGGGAUACCUGAUCUGCCUCCAUAUGUUCAGACUUCUUACAACUUUAAGCACACAUAGCCUGGCAACAAACUGGCAUGUCUUCAUGAACUUCAGUGUGUAAAUCCAUUUCAUUUAGGCUGCUUGUAGGAGAACUAAGAGCAUUUACAUGACAAAAUCAGACGUCACCUUAUUCCCCCCCCCCCCCAGCAUAAUCUUUUCCUCUCUCUGAAUCCUAUUUGUUUUUGAAAUGUGAUAUAUUUAGAUUUUUUAACAGCCUAAUUAUUUAUUUCUGCAUGUAUUUAUUUACAAAGACGUUUAUAUUUCUAAAGUAGUACUCAGUGCAAUUUCUGCACACGGCACUUUUUAAUGAGUUCCUGGGAUAUUUGAAUAAUAAGACCUUGUCCCUAUGCUUUGCUUUCAAAAUAAUUGAAUAACAUCAUCACUUUCUUUGCGCUGGAAAAGAAAAACUUGAACAAAACAACCCUCUGAAUGAUUCGGAUGACGGAGCCUUUGACUCAGCUAAUAUUCUUCAAUAUUAAGUUAGUCUUCUCAUCCCUCUGAAACAAAAAAAAGCAAAAGAUGUUCUUCACAGCACGCGAUAUGAAACUGGUUUUCUGAACCACACGCGUAUAUUAAGUGUAGUGCCUCUCGUUUUCUAGCAUCGCGCACGGUACGCCUCUGCACCGAUUUCUUUGAAAUCCCAUCCUUCAUGCUGCUGUAAUCACGUUCAGGAAAUGUCUGCAGAUAAUAUCAUCACUUUUCUAUCCCUUCUUCUUUGUACCAUCAGACAAAAAGCUCAGAUAUCGGGGAGGGUUUCAGUUUAUCUCAGGAUUGUCGGAUCGCAUAGGGCUCGGUUUCUUAAAAUGACUCUGUUGACAUGCAAUGUGUUCGUCUUGUAGCUUUAAUCGCUUCUAAUUCAACUGACUAUAACUCUGAAGCUUAGCCUGUCCUAAAACCACUGUCGGACCCAGCAGGGAGGCGUUUUGUGAAUCUGGUGGAUGAGCAUGCCUCAGGUCAGCCAGCCUACAGAGCAUGCCCGCUGAUUGUACUGAUUCCUCACUGGACUGCCAGGACAACAUCAACAGCAAACACGAGAAAGGGUGCAAACGUGGCACUAGAGACGACAGUGCAUUUUUAGGGGCGUUUAAACAGUUACAGACAUGCUGUUGUUUGUUUGUGUGUUUUCUGUAGAUGUGAAUCUUACAAUACCUGAUAUGUUAAAAGUCUUGUGUGAUGUGGACUUUUAUUUUUUUUUUGAAGUGACCCAUUCAGGGUUUUUUUGAUUGACAGAUCUCCUUGCGUGCACAACUGUUGGUAGUUGUAAUAAAUCCAAGACGUCCCUAUUGUCGUUAAAGACCCGCUUGUCUGCGCAAAGAAGGGUGGAUGGGAGUUAUCGUCUGUCACCUCACCUUCUGAUAAGGGUGAAUGCUCUGCUCUUCUGUAUUUUACUCUAAACUCAUAGUUCUGCGUCGUCGCAUUUCAUCUAAAACCCCCCGACAGUCCGAAAACAUACGUGUCUGUAAUUGUUUCAGGUUAGUCUGGUUUUCAUUGGCCCUUUUCUCAUGUCCAUCACAUUUAAAGAGACCAAAGUUUUGUUGGUGCACUCGCUAAAAGUUCACUCUGAAUGUACAAUGAUAUAUAGAAACGCUUAUUCUGCUUCACGCUUUUUAUGAACCUUCUGCAUUCCAGUGGUAGUUCCUCACUGAUUGUAGGACGGUUAUUACCAGGGAUGGAAACGGCGCUUCUGGGACCCGCCGGUAAUAACCCGUCUGCUUUUGUGUGGGAUGAUCAUGGUUCACUGUGGCCUAGUUAAACUUUACAUCUUGUACAAAGUAAUGCUCCGGGUUGCUUUGCUGUCACUAUUCCUUCUUGUACGGGCAUCUACCCCCCGCCAUCCUGCUGCAGCAGCAGACUGCACACAAACUUCUACCUUCGUUUUUCUAAUCCCUGCCCUGUGAAGUAAUCUCACACUUUUGUGCUUCCACGUCUAUUUUUUGCACCAAUACAUUUCAUUGUUCUUCAAAGAUUUUGCAUUGUAUAUAAACAUGAUUGCUGUGAACAGUGUAUUAUACAGUUGCACUUAACAAACUCCUAAAUGGGCGGUAGUUCAGUCGGUGUCUGAGUGUUUAAGUUUCCUGUCAGAUGUUUGUGUACACUGAACACGCUGUCAUAUAUUAAAUAAACAUGGAAGUGAUGCAACACAAA
This is a messenger RNA of Fundulus heteroclitus (mummichog), 8654 nucleotides long. RefSeq names its product kinesin family member 1Aa (gene kif1aa). Bases 405 to 5927 code for a protein of 1840 amino acids. The transcript is spliced from 51 exons. The record is from RefSeq and is a predicted model, not a curated record. Gene Ontology annotation, molecular function: microtubule binding; microtubule motor activity; ATP binding. Gene Ontology annotation, biological process: microtubule-based movement. Lineage: Eukaryota; Metazoa; Chordata; Actinopteri; Cyprinodontiformes; Fundulidae.